AUGACUCGCUCGCUUCUCUUACAGCGAUUACAGUCGGUCACCAAUCAGCAACCUCCCAGCCAGCCGCCCAGCAGACCGCCUGACCUGCCGGCGGAAGCCGCGCAGAGGGCGGAGGCUGCCCGCCGCGCAGGUGGCCCCGCGACAGCAACAGCGCAGCGAAGGGAAGCAGCCGCAGCCGGAAGGACUGCUGGGGGAACGGUUCAAGGGGAGGGGCGAGCGGAGGAGCAGCGCGGUGGUGUGCGGUUGGAGUCGGUUCCGGCCACCAACCCCCAUGUCGCCCGACCUGCCCGUCCCGCCUGUCCCGAGCCUGCCCUUCCCCCCUACGCCUUCCCCUCGCCCACCCCCCACUCUUCCGCCCUUGGUCUCCCCGUGCCCCCCCUGCACGCGAGCACGGGCACAGGCAGGGGAACAGGCGCGGGCACAGGUACGGGCACAGGCUCAGGCACAGGCGCAGGCACAGGCGCAGGCACAGGCGCGGGCACAGGCGCGGGCACAGGCGCGGGCAGAGGUGCGGGCACGGGCACAGGCAUGGGGUUGGGCAUGCGGGUGGAGCAGGUGCGGAGAGGUAGCAGCCACAGGAGCGGCAAGGGCAGGGUGCGGGCGUUGUGGGACGAUGAGCAGACAAUAACACUUCUGAAGAUCAUGCGUGGCGUGCUGCGCGCUCAGGGCAGCGCCCUCCCCGGCAAGAUCGAGGACUGGGGGGUGGUGCACCGCGAGUGGUUGCGGCGAGGAUCCCUGCGGGGGUACCCCAGGUAUUCGGAGGAGCAGCUGAGGAUCCGGUGCAGGGUGGUGCGUGGGUGGGUGAUGGACAUUCAGGGGCUGCAGGCAAUGCUGCCACCGGGAGUCGAGUGGGACCCUGCCACUCAGUACUUUGAUCCCGACCCCAAGGUGAGUGACCCCAAGCCCACCCUCCUCUGCUUCCACCUCACCAAAUCCCCAUGCGCUGAAGCCCACACACCUUUUCUCUCCCUUUCCUUGCUUGCUGUUCCUUACCCCAUUUCCCCAUCCCUCACCCCCACACUCUCCACUCCCUGCCUCUCCUCUCCUCUCCCCGCGUCAUCUGCGCAUCCUACCUCAGCCAAGGCAACACCGGCUGUGGCGGCGCCUUUCUGUGGUUCGUUUCCCCGCGAUCACCACUCCUCCCCACUCCGCCCUCCCUACUUUCCCCCUUGCCUGCGUCAGCUGGGCAUCAUGCCGAAGCUGAGGCAGGACCCGCAGUGGCGCGGCUACAGCCGGUGGUGCAGCCACGUGGCUCCCUGGCUGCCCCUCGCCCUGCUCUCCACCCACACGUGCCCUGCUGAGAACGUGCGAGGGGAGGUGCAGUGGGGGGAGCAGGAGGAGGAUGAUUGGGAGGAGGAAGAGGGAGAUGGAGGGGAACAGGGAGAGGAGGAGGAGGAAGGUGACGAUGGGGAAGAGGAGGAUGAUGAAGUGAUGGAGGUGCGGGUAGGAGGGAUGGGGGAUGGAGAGGCAGAGGGGGGGAAGUAUAAGGAGGUGGAAGGGGGAGAGAGGGAGGAAGAAGUGGAGGAGGCGGAAAGGGGGGAGGGAUGGGGCAGUGCGGGGUGGCAAGGGGGUGGGGCAGGGAGGCUUGAGAUGCGAGGAGGGGCUGUGAGGAGUCGGAGGAGCAGAGGAGGGGUGAGUGGAGGGGGUUGGAGGGGUGGAGAGUGGAACGGUGAUGAGUGGUGGGGAACGAGGAGGGGAAAUGUGGGGCGCCAGGCUGGGGAGGGGGGAGGUGUGAGGAGCAGAGGAGGGGGAGAUGGUGUGGGGGGAAGAGGGAUUGGGAGUGAUGGGGUCGGUGCUGCACAGGGGAAUGGCGGGAUUGGCCGUCCAGCUGAAGCACCACAGGCUAAUGGCAUGCGUCGUGCUGAGGUGGCACAAAACAAUGUUACUUCUGCUGACGGUGCUCGUGCUGACGUGGCCCGUGCUGCUGACAUGGCCGGUGCAAGUGCGGAUGAGAGGGACGAGUACCCUGCGAGGCUGGCAGCGCGGAUCGCUGGCAUGGUGGCGAGCAGGAGGGAGCAAGGCGGUACAGAGGGGGGAGAGGCCGGGGAUGGAGGAGGAGGAGGAGGAGGAGGAGGAGGAGGAGGAAACGCAAGUGCACGGUGGGGGGAUGGGGCUCCAGAGGGGCAGAAUCGAGGGGAGGAGUGGAGAGCGGCGAGGGGUGUGAAGCGGUCGAGGCCGGUGUGGGUGCAGGUGAGGGAGAGGAAGCGGCAGCGGCGGGUGAUGGAGAGUGUGACGCGUGCCCUCACCACGUUCAGGAGCAUGGCGGAGAAGGGGCAGCCCCACGUGCACCGAGAUGCGGUGGCAGACAGUGUGUUCAAGUCAGUGCAGGACGUGCAGGCCCUCCCCUCUCUCACAGACGCACAGCGCGUGGCGGCCAUCGACGCCUUCCUGCAGCGCCCCCUCGCCGCCCACGCCUUCCAGGCCAUGCGCCCCGCCCUGCAGACCCUCUUUGUCAUUCGCACCCACGCCCAGGCCGUUGACCGGCAGCUGGCCGGCGUGCAGCCCGCUGCUGCUGCUGGGGGGGAUGCUGGCUUGCUGGACCAGCAGCUUACGGGGCUGUCAGGUGUGACUGCAGCAGCAUCAGCAGCAGCAGCAGCCUCAGCAGGAGGAGCGAGGGGUUUACAAGGUGUGGGGGGGGGUGGAGGAGGAGGAAGAGGGGUGGGUCGAAGAGGAGGGGUAGGAGGGGCAGGAGGAGCAGGAGCAGGUGGGUUGGGCGGUACAGGUGGGAUGGGCACAGGAGAGGCGGGCAGCAUGGCAGGACUGGAGCUACUGGGGCAUCGCGUGCAGGAGUUGGUGCGAGAGAGCCUGGGAGCAGUCAACGCCAGUCAACAGAUGGCCAGCACUGGUCAACAGGCAGUCAAUGCUGGUCAAGGGGCAGUCAAUGCCGGUCAAGGGGGGGUGGUUGGCACUCCAGUGGUGGUCAAUGGGAUUCAAUGCGAGUGCCCUGAGUGUGUGGCUGCUAGAUUGGCGGCCAGAUUGUGUAAAGGCACAGCCAACGCGAGUCAAGAUGCAGUCAAUGCAAGUCAACCAGUGGUCAAUGCGGAUCCAGCAUUGGUCAACGCGGGUCAAGCAGCAGUCAACACGAGCCCACUGGUGGUCAAUGCAGAUCCAAGUAGGGGAGUGGCAGCGAAUCAGGUGGAGACAGCCGUCGGCCAAUCAGGGUUAGGUGCAGGGCGUGGGGGGCCGACUGCAGUGCUACAGACAAGAAAUGCUGGUCAAGCAGCAGUCAACGCUGGUCAAGCACCAGUCAACGCUGGUCAAGCAACAGUGAAUGCAGGAGGAGGGGCAGUGGGUGUGGGUCAAGGCAGAGCGGGAAGGGGAGGAGGGGUUUGGAGGGAAGCAGCGAUCGUGGGGCUGCCAUUGGUGGAGCGGCUGCUGCAGGGCCAGGCGAAGGAAAGAAGCAGUGCCGUGGCGAGGGGACAGGGGGAGGACAGCAGGCAGAGAGGGGAAGAGGGAGGGGAGCAGGGAGGAGAGGCGAGAGGGGAGCAUGGAGGGGAAGCGAGAGAGGGGCAGGGAGGGGGGCAGGUAGGGGAUGAGAGGGUGGGGACAGUGAGUGUGCCGGGGGGAAGCGGCAGCGGAGGGGGGGUGUUCAUGCUGUCACACCGCUGUGUGGCGGACAGGCCGGCUGGGCAGUGCAGCCUGUGCAGCAUCGUUUCUGACCUCGUCAAAGAGCUGGGGGGAGGGGCUGCUGGGGGAGGUGCUGCUGGGGGAGGUGCUGCUGGGGGAGGCGCUGCUGGGGGAGGGGGUGCUGCUGGGGGAGGUGCUGGUAGGGGAGGGGGUGCUGCUGACCUCAUCAAAGAGCUGGGGGCGCCUAGUGAUGGGGGGGGGCAGGGCAAGGAGCUGAGCGCACCUGGCGAUGCGGCGCGUGCAGGAGGCGAGGUGGGGGGUGAUGGGAGAGAGGUGCGCACUGGAGACGAGGCGAGGGGCACUGAGGGUGAGAUGUCCGGUCCGAGAGGGGAGGAGGGUGGGAAUGCUGUUGGAGGGGCGGACGGGGCGGACGGGGCGGCCAAUGCAGGUCAAGGGGCAGUCAAUGCAGGUCAAGGGGCGGUCAAUGCAGGUCAAGGGGCGGUCAAUGCAGAUCAAGGGGCGGUCAAUGCAGGUCAAGGGGUGGGUUUGAGUGGAGGGAAGGAGUUGUUGGGUCCAGGCCGGAAUGUGAGUGCUGGAUGGGAUAUGAGUGACGACGAGGCGUUGAGUGAGGGGACAGGAAUCGUAUGCUUGAGGGACGAUGGGGUUAUUGUGUUUGAGGGGAGAGAUUUGAGUAUGGGGGAGGAAGGCACUUCUGAGGGGGAAGGGGAUGUGACUCUGGGGGAAGGGGAUGUGGCUAUGGGGGAAGGGGAUGUGGCGGAUGUGCCUAUGGGGGAAAGGGAUGUGGCUAUGGGGGAAGGGGAUGUGGCUAUGGGGGAAGGGGAUGCGACUGUGAGGGGAGGGGACUUGAGCAGUAAGGAGGGAGAGACACGUGGGAAGGAAGGAGAUACGAAUGGGAAGGAAGGAGAGAUGAGUGGGAAGGAGGGAGAGAAGAGUGGGAAGGAGGGAGAGAAGAGUGGGAAGGAGGGAGAGAUGAAUGGGAAGGAGGGAGAAACGAGUGGGAAGGGGGGAGAGACGAGUGAGAAGGAGGGAGAGACGAAUGGGAAGGAGGGAGAGACGAGUGGGAGAGGGGAAGAGACGAGUGAGAAGGAGGGAGCGACAAAUGGGAAGGAGGGAGAGACGAGUGGGAAGGGGGGAGAGACGAGUGGAAAGGAGGAGGAGACGAUUGGGAAGGAAGGGGAGACGAAGUGGAAGGAAGGAGAGAUGAACGGGAAGGAGGGAGAGACAUGUGGGAAGGAAGGAGAGCCAAAUGGAAAGGAGGGAGAUGUGAGUGGGAAGGAGGGAGCUGUGAGUGGGAAGGAGGGAGAGACGAGUGGGGAGGAGGGAGAGACGAGUGGGGAGGAGGGAGAGACCAGUGGGAAGGAGGGAGAGACGAGUGGGAAGGAGGGAGAUGUGAGUGGGAAGGAGGGAGAGACGAGUGGGAAGGAGGGAGAGACGAGUGGGAAGGAGGGAGAGACGAGUGGGAAGGAGGGAGAGACGAGUGGGAAGGAGGGAGAGACGAGUGGGAAGGAGGGAGAGACGAGUGGGAAGGAGGGAGAGACGAGUGGGAAGGAGGGGGAGACGAGUGGGAAGGAUGGGGUCAAGGCCUUGGGAAUAAGCGAUAUGACUGCAAAGGACGAUCCCCUCCCCCCCACUGCUGCACCCGCAGCAGGGGUGGAGGAGAAAGGGGGGGGGGCGGAGGGGGCUGUUGCAGCCACACCCGCCACCCCCAUACCCUCCCCCACUGCUGCACCUGCAGCAGGGGAUGGAGGAGGAGGAGGGGGGGGGGCGGGGGGGGGCUGGUGCUGCAGGUCCUCUCCCCCCACUGCCGCAUCCGCAGCAGGGGGAUGGCAGAUCCCUUCCCCCCCACUGCUGCACCCACAGCAGGGGGAGGGCACCGGGGCCGCGGUUAGGGGCGGCAGGUCGCGAGGGGCCAUGGCUAGGGGCGACGGGGCCAUGGCUAGGGACGGGGCCUGGCGCUGGGCAGGUACGGGGCCGGGUGCUGAGCUAGGGACGGGGCCGGGUGCUGGGCAGGUACGGGGCCGGGCGUUGGGCAUGUACGGGGCCGGGCGCUGGGCAGGUACGGGGCCGGGCGCUGGGCAGGUAAGGGGCCGGGCACUGGGCAGGAACGGGGCCGGGCGCUGGGCAGGUACGGGGCCGGGCGCUGGGCAGGUACGGGGCCGGGCGCUGGGCAGGUACGGGGCCGGGCGCUGGGCAGGUACGGGGCCGGGCUCUGGGCAGGUACGGGGCCGGGCGCUGGGCAGGUACAGGGCCGGGCGCUGGGCAGGUACGGGGCCGGGCACUGGCAAGAGACGGGGCCGGGCGCGGGCAGGGUACGUGGCCGGGCGCAGGCGAGGUACAGGGCCAGGCGCUGGCUAG
Messenger RNA from Closterium sp. Naga37s-1, 5943 nucleotides. The record is from the annotation of a GenBank genome assembly. Lineage: Eukaryota; Viridiplantae; Streptophyta; Zygnematophyceae; Desmidiales; Closteriaceae.